UGUAAUGUCAUGUUUCAUAUACAUUUUAGGUAUGCGAAUGUACAGCAAAAUUUGUAAUACUAUUUCCAAGAUGUCUCGUGCACAAAUAACAACACUAAAGUUAAAUAAACAAGAACUUCCUAAACAACCAGUUCCAGAUUUAAAAUUAACUGCGAAAAGAUAUUUAAAAUCUGUAGAACCAUUACUGAAUGAAAAUGAAUACUGUAAUACUAAAAGAAUUGUUGAGGAAUUUAUUUCAGAAAAUGGUUGUGGUUCUUCACUACAUCAAAAAUUAUUGAAAAGAUAUGAUAAUACUGAUAAUUGGAUGAGUGCUUGGUGGUUAAAUACAGCAUAUUUAGGUUAUCGAGCUCCUGUUAUAGUUAAUUCCAGUCCUGGUACCGUUGGUCCACCUUUAAAGUUUAAUCGUAAAGAAGACAUGUAUAUAACUGCUGCACAUCUUAUCAAAGCAGUUUGUGAUUAUAACGAUAUGGUAAAAAGUGGAAAAAUGAAACAAGAAAUGAUUCGCAAUGAACCGCUAGAUAUGCAACAAUAUGGAAUGAUCUUAGGAACGCAUCGUCGACCUGCUCCAAAGUGUGAUCAACUAAUACACACCGAUGAUGCAAAACAUAUUAUAAUAAUGUGUAAUAAUAAUUUUUUUAAACUCGAUGUUAUUAAAAAUUCGUGUACUUUAAAUGAAAAUGAAAUUGGUGAAGCGAUCAAAGAUAUUGUCAGUCGUUCCCAGACAAAAGGGAAACCUGUAGGAAUUUUAACAGGAAAUGAUAGGGAUACGUGGGCAGAAAAUCACUGUUUACUUAAGGAAAAGGGACAUAAUGAAAAAAUAAUCAAGGAAAUUGAACAAUCAAUGUUCAUAUUAUGUCUGGAUAAAGAAAUACCUAAAGAAUCUUAUCAAGACAAAAAUAAUGCUUCUGUUAGAGCUUUACAAUCCUUAACUGGUUCUAAUAGCGAUUUAAAUGCAGGGAAUAGAUGGCACGAUAAAACUGUACAGUUUAUAAUUUCUCCCGAUGGUUUCAUUGGAUUAGAAUAUGAACAUAGUCCAUGCGAAGGUGUUCCUGUUGCUGUAUUACAUGAUCAUAUUAUCAAAUAUAUCACAUCCAAAUUAAAUGAUGCAAGAUGUAACCGCGUCAACACAUACCCAAGAGCAGAAUGUUUAAAAUUUGAAACUAAUGACGAAAUAGAUUGUGCUAUUAAAAAUGCUGCUUGUGUUGUAGAUAAUUUAUCUAAAGAUAUUGACAUGGAGUGUUUUACAUUUAAUGAAUUUGGGAAAAAUGAGAUUAAAAAAUGUAAAUUAAGUCCAGACAGUUUCAUACAAAUUGCAAUGCAAGUUACUUAUUAUAAACUUCACAAUAAACCACCGGCUCAUUAUGAAAGUGCUGGAUUAAGAAGAUUUCAAAAUGCAAGAACGGAAUGUAUCAGAUCAACGAGUAUUGAAUCUGUUUCAUUUGCAAAAGCUUUUAAUGAUAAUAAAUGUAGGGAUGAAAAGCAAUUGAAAGAAAUGAUGCUUAAAGCUGUAGAUGCGCAUAAGAAAUUAGUAUCCGAGGCUACAUUAGGACAAGGAGUAGAUAGGCAUUUGUAUGGUUUAAAAAUGAUAGCUCUUACCGAAUCAUUGCAACUGCCAGAAUUGUAUAAAGAUGUUGCAUAUACUAGAAGCACAUAUUUUAAUUUAACAUCAAGUCAAGUACCUUACAAAUCAUCAUCAUUUAUGUGUUAUGGCCCAGUCGUACCGGAUGGUUAUGGUUGUUGUUAUAAUCCUAGAUCGGAUGAUAUUCUCUUUGCGUGUUCUUCUUUUAAUUCUUGUAAAGAAACGAAUACAAAAGAAUUUGCUGAAACUUUAAGACAAGCUUUAUGCAGAAUGAGAAAUUUAUCUCUUGUUUGAUCAAUCAUAUUUGUAUAUUAUAUAUCGUUGUAACAAUUUAUAUUAAAACAAUAAAAUUAUCUAUUUCAUUAUAA
Messenger RNA from Polistes dominula (European paper wasp), 1947 nucleotides. RefSeq names its product carnitine O-acetyltransferase. Gene Ontology annotation, molecular function: carnitine O-acetyltransferase activity. Lineage: Eukaryota; Metazoa; Arthropoda; Insecta; Hymenoptera; Vespidae. Gene Ontology annotation, cellular component: peroxisome. Gene Ontology annotation, biological process: carnitine metabolic process, CoA-linked. The record is from RefSeq and is a predicted model, not a curated record.